Molecule: messenger RNA, 762 nt
Organism: Neohortaea acidophila
Lineage: Eukaryota; Fungi; Ascomycota; Dothideomycetes; Mycosphaerellales; Teratosphaeriaceae
Exons: 1
Coding region: 208-630 (140 amino acids)
Source: RefSeq, a predicted model, not a curated record
UUCCGUCGGAGAUUCACGUCGGCAGAGCAGUUCUUCGCUUGCGUCGUCUACACAACCACCAGAACCACUCUGCAACGCCAACACGCCUCAUAAAAAGACGUCUUCCCUCCCAAUUCUCGCAGCUCCUCUCUCCUCACAUCACUCGUCUUAUCUAUUACUAUUUACCUCACGUUACUACUACUACUACUUCUUCUCAUCGUUGCCAACAUGACGAAGCUUGCCCUCCUCACUCCUCUUCUUUUCCUCUCCGCCGCCCUGGCCCUCCCGGUCCCCGGACACAUCCAAUACCGCUUGGAGAAACUGGAAGUCAGCAUUCUGGGCGUGGUGAACGGCAUCAACAGCCACGAGGCCACCUUCACGCACGCCGACUACCAUGCCGGCGAGGACCAUUUCAACCAACUGCUCGGCAAACUAUCUGGAUCGUUUGCUUGUUCCUCCUCCACAGCCUCCUACCAGGCCGACUCGGAGGACCGUGUUGUGGAUUCGCUGCUGAGUGCCCGACGGAACCUGCUGGAGCUAGCCGAUGAACUGGUCGCGGACGACAAACUGGCCGCGGAAUCAAUACUGACUGACGUGUGUAGGGCCUUCGAUCACUAUCGCGCGGUACACCCGUACAUCAAGAGCUUAUAGAACAAGGUGGGUAAUGGGUAGGUGUUUUACAAGGAGUCUGCGAAGAGAAGGACAUUGUACGAUUACGGGUCACGACGAAUAAUGAUGGGCUGGAGAUAGAAACUACUAAUGACUAUAGAUGCUAUAUAGAGA